Molecule: messenger RNA, 687 nt
Organism: Nematolebias whitei (Rio pearlfish)
Lineage: Eukaryota; Metazoa; Chordata; Actinopteri; Cyprinodontiformes; Rivulidae
Product: voltage-dependent calcium channel gamma-1 subunit-like
Exons: 4
Coding region: 1-687 (228 amino acids)
Biological process (GO): calcium ion transmembrane transport; regulation of calcium ion transmembrane transport via high voltage-gated calcium channel
Cellular component (GO): membrane; L-type voltage-gated calcium channel complex
Molecular function (GO): calcium channel regulator activity; voltage-gated calcium channel activity
Source: RefSeq, a predicted model, not a curated record
AUGUUUGAGGAGCAGGUGACAAAAGUCAAGAUCACGUCCGUGGUGAUAGUCGUUGGGAUGUCGGCGAUGCUGGCUGCAGUGGUGACUGACCACUGGGCAGUUCUCAGUCCCCGGGUGGAAAAGCUCAACGCCACAUGUGAGGCGGCCCACUUUGGCCUCUGGAGGCUUUGCAAGAAGACCAUAUUCAUCAUGAAAGAAGACCCUCAGGGCAAAGGAUGUGGCCCUAUCAGCUUACCUGGAGCAAAAAACUGCUCCUACUUCAAGCACUUCACAUCGGGCGAGGAAGCCGAGGUUUUUGAAGUGAAGACCCAGAAAGAGUACAACAUCUCAGCAGCAGCCAUCGCCAUCUUCAGUUUGUUCUUCAUGAUCCUGGGCACUCUGUGUGUCAUCUUCUCCUUUGGGAAGGGGCGAGACUACUUGCUCCGGCCUGCUGGGAUGUUCUUUGCUUUUGCAGGCCUUUGCAUUAUCAUUUCUGUCGAGGUGAUGCGUCAGUCUGUCAAGAGAAUGAUCGCCAGUGACGAGACCAUCUGGAUCGAAUACUAUUACUCCUGGUCAUUUACCUGCGCCUGCGCCUCCUUUACCCUGCUCAUCCUCAGCGGAGCAGCCCUGCUCCUCAUCUCCAUGCCCCACAUGCCCCGGAACCCCUGGGAGACCUGCAUGGACGCUGAGCCCGACACCUUGGAUUAG